Molecule: messenger RNA, 13161 nt
Organism: Nerophis lumbriciformis (worm pipefish)
Lineage: Eukaryota; Metazoa; Chordata; Actinopteri; Syngnathiformes; Syngnathidae
Gene: jade2
Product: jade family PHD finger 2
Biological process (GO): regulation of transcription by RNA polymerase II
Cellular component (GO): histone acetyltransferase complex
Source: RefSeq, a predicted model, not a curated record
UUCAAGCUGAGGCUCUCCGUUGAAUUUGUUGACGUUUUUUUUCGCAGGAGGAGCUCCUGUUUGUUGCCGCUCCUCCUCCGACACGAGCCGGGAGGAGCAGGAGGAGGUGAGGAAGAAGACGAGGAGGAGGAGAGCCGCUUGCUGUGUUUAGGAGGAAGAGGAAGAGGAAGGGGAGGACAUUGCAAUCUUUUCUGUGACUCAUCGUUUGGACAUAAAGCAUCCAUUUAGCCCUCCCACUCUACCCAGGGAUAUUAAUGUAUCAUUCUUAGUUUUCAUUUGCACACCAAUGGGAUGUUUUCCUGCCAAAGGCGACAUGCGGUCCAGUGAGCGGCAUGUUGUGGGCUGCACGCCGCUCAGUGCGCACUGAAAGGCGGCUGCAGCGGUGGCGACACCCCGGCCUCUGUCAUCCGCGACCCGCGGGACCGUACCCUACUUUUAUCGCGAUUUUGGAUCCCCAUCGUCCCUCGGUGCAGGGGCGUGGGGUCCUGUCACCCGGCCUGCGUCAUCAACAAACUCAAAAGUCCAUGUGCACAACUCCAACCUUCCUCUUGUGAUCAAGAUGGAGAGCGAGAGGAAGAGGAGGAAGUACUCCACCAGCAGCAACGACUCUGACACCACAGACAGUCAGGUGACCUCGUGGUCCAGGUGGUCUAAGAACAUGAACACCAGCAUCACGUGGGUCCGACACCAGCACAAGAAACCAUCAGAGGUGUUUCGGACCGACUUCAUCACGGCCAUGAAGCUGCCCGACUCGGCCCAGCUCGGCCCGGACGACUUCUACGUGCUGUCGGACCCUUGGAGGCAAGAGUGGGAGAAGGGGGUGCAGGUGCCCGCCAACAUGGAGGCCAACCCGCAGCCUGUGGUCCGGCUACUGCCAGAGUCGACAGCUGUGCUCACCCCCUCGCCCCGGCCUGCGCCAGGCCCACUGUACAGCUGCUACGACCUGGACGACACCGACGUGUCCUGGCUGGACCUCGCCAACCAAGAGUUCAGUCACAUGGCCCAACCAGAGCUGGACGAGCUGACGAUGGAGGUGGUCCUGGUGGAGUUUGAGCGCGUGUGCGAGGAGAAGAUGCAGCAGGCCAUUGAGGCAGAGGAGGGUCUCGGCAUCGAGUACGACGAGGACGUGGUGUGCGAUGUGUGCCGUUCGCCCGAGGGCGAGGACGGUAACGAGAUGGUCUUCUGUGACAAGUGCAACGUCUGCGUGCAUCAGGCAUGUUACGGCAUCCUGAAGGUGCCGCAGGGCAACUGGUUGUGUCGGAUGUGCGCCCUUGGCGUCCAGCCCAAGUGUCUGCUGUGCCCCAAGAGAGGCGGCGCCCUCAAGCCCACCCGCAGUGGAACCAAGUGGGUCCACGUCAGCUGUGCCUUAUGGAUCCCUGAGGUGAGUAUAGGAUGUCCAGAGAAGAUGGAGCCUAUCACCAAGGUCUCCCACAUCCCCGCCAGUCGGUGGGCUCUGUCCUGCAGCUUGUGUGGCGAGCACACAGGAACCUGCAUACAGUGUUCCAUGCCCUUGUGUGUCGUGGCCUUCCACGUGACCUGCGCCUUCGACCACGGUCUGGAGAUGAGGACCAUCCUGGCCGACAACGACGAAGUCCGCUUCAAGUCCUUCUGUCUGGAGCACAGCGGCACCUGCGCCUCCAACGGAGCGGCGACCCGACCCGACCGGCCGUCCGAGCUCGUGUCGCCGGCGCAUCCGGUCUCGGCGUCAGAGAAAGCUGAGCGAGACCAGCUGGAGAGGGACAAGGUGAGCCAGAGGAAGCAGAAGCUCCAGGAGCUGGAGGACGAGUUCUACCAACUGGUGGACCCCGCCGAGGUGGCCGAGAACCUGGCAGUGCCAUUCACGCAGGUGGACUUCCUCUACCAGUUCUGGAAGCUGAAGAGGAAGGCCAACUUCAACCAGCCUCUCGUGAGCUUAAAGAGGGAUGAGGUGGACGACCCGGCCCAGCAGGAGCAGGACGUCCUCUACAGGCGCCUUAAACUCUUCACGCACCUCCGACAAGACCUGGAGAGGGUGCGUAACCUGUGCUACAUGGUGACCAGGAGGGAGAAGAUGAAGCUGAGCUUGUGUGAUCUGCAGGAGAAGAUCUUCCACCUGCAGAUCCAGCUGCUGGAAGAGGAUCUGGUUGGAGAUUUGUCCAAGUCCUUCCCGUUGGACAACUCGUUGUUUGACAGCUGGCUGGCCCAGUCGGUGAAGAUCACAGCGGACGACGUGCUCAGCAAGUGGACUCUGGCUUCCCAGCAUCGCGACAAACAUGGCCGCCUGCUCGCCGACCAGCUCCUUCAGGGCGAAAAGAACCUCUUGAAUCUCAUGAUGGAAAAGUCCCUGGAGUCCACUUGGAAAACCCCUCAGCUGGGUCGUAAAUCCCGAGGGAGCUGCAAGCCUCGUGCUCGUGGACUCCCGCUGUCCUCCGGCACCACGCCACACAGCACGCUUUUGUGCACCAGGUCUGCAUCCAGUGCGUCCGCCGCGAAGAAACUGUUGCUUGGCAAAGUGGAGGAAAAGCCAGGAGGUCAGGUGGUGCACAAGGGGGAGAGAUCCAGAGGUUCCUCCAGGGUCCUACACCACCACCACCUUCAUCACCACCAGACCAGGAGUUCUGACCUUCACAGGGACCCGGCACUGCAGCCGCCCAUUUCCAAAAUGGACUCUUGUCACAUCUCGGAGGACCACGGUCCGUGGGAGAGCAACAGUGACGCGUCAUCUCCGAUGUCAUGCUCCACGCCGCGGCUCCGCCUGUCCCGUCAGGUUAAAUCCAGAAUGCGGAACGUCGGGGGACCGGGACCUACUGCUAAGGACUUGUCCUUACUGGACCCUGCCGAAACGAACGGCUACUUUUCUGACGGAAAGCAGAGCGGCCGCAAACUCCGCUUGGCACAGUUGCAUUCCGCCAACGAGGACCUGCUGAGGCGGAGCGUGAUGGCGUCCUAAAUAGGAACAGCAGACUUGUUCUUUUACUAGCGUUUUGACUCCACCUGUGCCCUGUCCAGCAUCCCUGCAGCUGAUUGGCUUCCUAGGAGUAUUUGAAUGUAGCUACUAGCGUACCGGCUAAUACAGGAAACAGACUUUCAUCCUAAGUCUCAAGUUUCCGAACGUUUUGAGUCCACCACCAAGAAACACUUUGGGGCAUUGUUGUAAAUAUUCCUACGGAGAUGCUUUCAGGGUCCAAUUGAACAGCAAGUGGUGUCGGAAAGCACAACUAUCUAGCAAGUAGCGUUAGCACUGGCUGCUUUGUAGUUUGUGAUUAGAAAUGGAAAAUCUUAAACCCCCCCCCCGGAAAAGAAUUCUGAUGAUUUAAAAAAAAUCUUCUGCCUAAAAAAAUAAUAUCAAACUGUGCCUUCUCGCACCCCCCCAACCCUGCGGCCCCACCGCAAUCAAAUGGCCGUCAGCAAAUUUGUAACAAUCAAAGCCAGAGAACGGCCUCGGCUCUAACGAAUGUCGCCGCCAGCAGGCUCAUGUGGACCUUAAUGAAUUAUUGCAGAGUGCCUAAACAGAUGUAGGAGCAGCUUUGCCAUCAAUCAAGUCUCUUAUCAGCGCAAAGAGCUUUCCUUUCAAGCCCCAAACCUCCCCCCGUCCAUCAGAUAAGCCGGAUCGGAUUGAUCCAUCAGGCUUGCCGGGUUGGUCCAUGGAUUGGUCCAUCGGGCAUGCCGAAGGGGACCCUUUUUGGUCCAUGGAUUGGUCAAUCGGGCAUGCCAGGUGGGACCCUUUCUGGGAAUGCCGGGUUAGUCCAUGGAUUGGUCCAACGGGCAUGCUGGGUUGGUCCAACAGGCAUGCCGGGUGAGACUCUUGGAGAUGCCAGAUUGGUCCAAUGGGGAUGCCGGGUGGGACUCUCUGAGUAUGCCGGGUUGGUACAAUGGGCAUGCAGGGUUGGUCCAACAGGCAUGCUGGGUGAGCCUCUUUGAGCAUGCCAGGUUGGUCCAACAGGCAUGCAGGGUUGGUCCAACAGGCAUGCUGGGUGGGUACAAUGGGCAUGCAGGGUUGGUCAAACAGGCAUGCUGGUUGGGACUCUUUGAGCAUGCCAGAUUGGGCCAACAGGCAUGCCGGGUAGUACUCUUUGAGCAUGCCGGGUUGGUCCAAUGGGCAUGCAGGGUUGGUCUAACAGGCAUGCCGGGUGGGACUCUUGGAGCAUGCCAAGUUGGUCCAUCGGGCAUGCUGGGUAGGACCCUUUGGACAUGCCAGAUUGGUCUAACGGGCAUGCCGGGUGGGACUCUCUGAGCAUGCCGGGUUGGUCCAACAGGCCUUCUAGGUAGGACCCUUUAGACAUGCCAGAUUGGUCCAACAGGCAUGCUGGGUUGGUCCAACAGGCAUUCUAGGUAGGACCCUUUAGACAUGCCAGAUUGGUCCAACAGGCAUGCUGGGUUGGUCCAACAGGCAUGCUGGGUGGGACUCUUUGGACAUGCCAGAUUGGUCCAAUGGGCAUGCCGGGUUGGUCCAAUGGGCAUGCCGGGUUGGUCCAACAGGCAUGCCGGGUAGGACUCUUUGAGCAUGCCGGGUUGGUCCAAGGGGCAUGCAGGGUGGGUUCACCAGGCAUGCCGGGUGGGACUCUUGGAGCAUGCCAAGUUGGUCCAUCGGGCAUGCUGGGUAGGACCCUUUGAACAUGCCAGAUUGGUCCAACGGGCAUGCCGGGUGGGACUCUCUGAGCAUGCCGGGUUGGUACAACGGGCAUGCAGCGUUGGUCCAACAGGCAUGCUGGGUUGGUCCAACUGGCAUGCUGGGUUGGUCCAACAGGCAUGCUAGGUAAGACCCUUUGGACAUGCCAGAUUGGUCCAACGGGCAUGCUGGGUAGGACCCUUUGGACAUGCCAGGUUGGUCCAACAGGCAUGCUGGGCGGGACUCUUUGAGCAUGCCAGGUUGGUCCAACGGGCAUGCUGAAUUGGUCCGUUUUGGCAUGCCAUGUGGGACUCUUUGAGCAUGCCCGGUUAGUCCAUCGAAAAUGCCGGAUUAGUCUAUCGGACUUUUGUUGUAACUCGGCGACACGUUACGUCGUUAAAAUAAAAUAAGAUAUUUGCUGUUUUUGUGCAGAAGGCGUUCUGUGCUUAUCUCAGGGUUUAAAACAACUUUUAGAAAACGGUUUAAAAAAAAAUGUAUGGACUUUAAAAAGCUACAUUUUAUUUUGUGUAUAAAACUAAAUCAACACUUUUGUUUUUUAAUUGUAACUAAGAUUGUUGCUUACGGUAUAUAUAAAUAUAAAGAUGGUGACGCGUGUAUGUCGACAAACUUCCAUAUUGGACGAGCUCCGCGGCAACUACUGACUGGGCGCCUUCCUUCUUUUGGUCACAUGAUUGCUUUGGACCAAUCAGCUGAGAGCGAGGUCACGUGACCGCCCUCAUCGCGAGCGCAACUGAGCUGCAAGUGAAGCAUCGGCAACGGUGAUGUUUUAGAUGUCGUGUUAUGAGGCAGUCUACUUCCUGGUUCAUUGUUGCUACGCUAACGGGCUAACUCCGACACAUUUGCUGCUAAAGUCAACACACACAACACACACACAACACGCACACACAGCAGGUUUGGUGUAACAGGGUUUGACGCCAUCGUAUGCGCUCCUUACAGGUUGUUAUCUUUGCUGGUCCUUUCGUGGCUCGCCAGCGCCACCACUGGUAGGAAUUGGGAAACCGUCAACAUUUUCAGUGUUCUUCUUAGUAGCCUGACUGUCGGUGAUGACAUGACAGACACGUGGUAGCGAGGCCGCAAAACGUGGUUGGGGCUAAACACAGGUCCAUAGCAAGCUAAGGCGCUAGCUAACUCAUGAGCUAGCUAGCCCGCAAAACGUGGGCGGGGCUAAACAAAGGUCCAUAGCAAGCUAAGUCGCGAGCUAACGCACGAGCUAGCUAGCUAACGCAUGAGCUAGCUAGCUAACUCGCGAGCUAACUCGCGAGCUAGCUAGCAAGCGGCUCAAUGUGAAGCCACGUUUACCUACCAUGUACUUCCUUGGUAGUGUACACAAAUUUACUUCCAUGGUAGUGUACACAAAAGUACUUCCUUGGUAGUGUACACAAAUUUACUUCCAUGGUAGUGUACACAAAUUUACUUCCUUGGUAGUGUACACUAAUGUAUUUCCAUGGUAGUGUACACAAGUACUUCCAUGGUAGUGUACACAAAUGUAUUUCCUUGGUAGUGUACACAAAUUUACUUCCAUGGUAGUGUACACAAACGUACUUACAUGGUAGUGUACACAAAUGGACUUCCAUGGUAGUGUACACAAAUGUACUUCCUUGGUAGUGUACACACAUUUUCUUCCAUGGUAGUGUACACAAAUGUAAUUCCUUGGUAGUGUACACAAAUUUUCUUCCAUGGUAGUGUACACAAAAGUACUUCCAUUGUAGUGUACACAAAUUUACUUCCAUGGUAGUGUACACAAAUGUAAUUUCUUGGUAGUGUACACAAAUUUUCUUCCAUGGUAGUGUACACAAAUGUAAUUCCUUGGUAGUGAACACAAAUUUUCUUCCAUGGUAGUGUACACAAAAGUACUUCCAUGGUAGUGUACACAAAUGUACUUCCUUGGUAGUGUACACAAAUUUACUUCCAUGGUAGUGUACACAAAAGUACUUCCUUGGUAGUGUACACAAAUUUACUUCCAUGGUAGUGUACACAAAUGUACUUCCUUGGUAGUGUACACAAACGUACUUACAUGGUAGUGUACACAAAUGGACUUCCAUGGUAGUGUACACAAAUGUACUUCCUUGGUAGUGUACACAAAUUUUCUUCCAUGGUAGUGUACACAAAUGUAAUUCCUUGGUAGUGUACACAAAUUUUCUUCCAUGGUAGUGUACACAAAAGUACUUCCAUGGUAGUGUACACAAAUUUACUUCCAUGGUAGUGUACACAAAUGUACUUCCUUGGUAGUGUACACAAAUGUAUUUCCAUGGUAGUGUACACAAGUACUUCCAUGGUAGUGUACACAAAUGUAUUUCCUUGGUAGUGUACACAAAUGUACUUCCAUGGUAGUGUCCACGAGUACUUCAAUGGUAGUGUACACAAAUGUACUUCCAUGGUAGUGUACACAAGUGUACCUCUGUAUAGUGUACACAAAAAAUACUUCUAAGGGAGUGUACACAAUAAUACUUCUAUGGGAGUGUACCGGUACACAAAUGUACUUCCAUAGUAGUGUACACAAUAUACUUGUAUAGUAGUGUACAUGAAUACAUUUCUAAAGUUUUGUAGACUACUACAGUAUACUUCCAUAGUAGUGUACACAAAUAAACAUUUAUAGUACUGUACACUACUAUAAUAUCCUGUACUUCUAUAGUAGUGUACACAAACUUAUGUAGUACUGUACACUACUAUAGAAGUAGAUUUGUGUACAUUACUACAAUAUACUGUACUUUUAUAGUAGUGUACACAAAUAACAUUUAUAGUACUGUACACUCCUAUGGAAGUACAUUUGUGUACACUACUAUAAUAUCCUGUACUUAUAUAGUAAUGUACACAAACUUCUGUAGUACUGCACACUACUAUAGAAGUAGAUUUCUGUACAUUACUACGAUAUACUGUACUUUUAUAGUAGUGUACACAAAUAUACUUCUAUAGUAGUGUACACAAACUUCUGUAGUACUGCACACUACUAUAGAAGUAGAUUUGUGUACAUUACGACAAUAUACUGUACUUUUAUAGUAGUGUACUCUCUGGAAGUACAUUUGUGUACACUACUAUAACAUCCCAUACUUGUAUAUUAAUGUACACAAACUUCUGUAAUACUGCACACUACUAUAGAAGUAGAUUUGUGUACAUUAUGACAAUAUACUGUACUUUUAUAGUAGUGUACACAAAUAUACUUCUAUAGUAGUGUACACAAACUUCUGUAGUACAGUACACUACUAUAGAAGUAGAUUUGUGUACAUUACGACAAUAUACUGUACUUUUAUAGUAGUGUACACAACUAUACUUCUAUAGUAGUGUACACAAAUAUACUUCUAUAGUAGUGUACACAAAUUUCUGUAGUACAGUACACUACUAUAGAAGUAGAUUUGUGUACAUUACUACAAUAUCCUGUACUUAUAUAGUAAUGUACACAAACUUCUGUAGUACUGUACACUAUUAUAGAAGUAGAUGUGUGUACAUUACGACAAUAUACUGUACUUUUAUAGUGGUGUACACAAAUAUACUUCUAUAGUAGUGUACACAAACUUCUGUAGUACUGUACACUACUAUAGGAGUAGAUUUGUGUACAUUACUACAAUAUACUGUACUUUAUAGUAGUGUACACAAAUAUAAUUCCAUAGUAGUGUACACAAACUUCUGUAGUACAGUACACUACUAUAGAAGUAGAUUUGUGUACAUUACGACAAUAUACUGUACUUUUAUAGUAGUGUACACAAAUAUACUUCUAUAGUAGUGUACACACAUUUCUGUAGUACAGUACACUACUAUAGGAGUAGAUUUUUGUACAUUACUACAAUAUCCUGUACUUAUAUAGUAAUGUACACAAACUUCUGUAGUACUGUACACUACUAUAGGAGUAGAUUUGUGUACAUUACGACAAUAUACUGUACUUUUAUAGUAGUGUACACAAAUAUACUUCUAUAGUAGUGUACACAAAUAUACUUCUAUAGUAGUGUACACAAAUUUCUGUAGUACAGUACACUACUAUAGAAGUAGAUUUGUGUACAUUACUACAAUAUCCUGUACUUAUAUAGUAAUGUACACAAACUUCUGUAGUACUGUACACUACUAUAGAAGUAGAUUUGUGUACAUUACGACAAUAUACUGUGCUUUUAUAGUGGUGUACACAAAUAUACUUCUAUAGUAGUGUACACAAACUUCUGUAGUACUAUACACUACUAUAGGAGUAGAUUUGUGUACAUUACUACAAUGUACUGUACUUUUAUAGUAGUGUACACAAAUAUAAUUCCAUAGUAGUGUACACAAACUUCUGUAGUACAGUACACUACUAUAGAAGUAGAUUUGUGUACAUUACGACAAUAUACUGUACUUUUAUAGUAGUGUACACAAAUAUACUUCUAUAGUAGUGUACACAAAUUUCUGUAGUACAGUACACUACUAUAGAAGUAGAUUUGUGUACAUUACUACAAUAUCCUGUACUUAUAUAGUAAUGUACACAAACUUCUGUAGUACUGCACACUACUAUAGGAGUAGAUUUGUGUACAUUACGACAAUAUACUGUACUUUUAUAGUAGUGUACACAAAUAUACUUCUAUAGUAGUGUACACAAAUAUACUUCUAUAGUAGUGUACACAAUAAUACUUCUAUAAUGGCUAUUUACAGUGAGGCUUCAAUGCCCUCUCCUACCUUCCUUGUAUCCUUCCUUCCUUUCUUCCUCAGCUUCCUUAGUCCUAGACAGGAGUCUGGGCAAGUGUGUCAAGUAGAUGCUAAAAGUUUGCUGUGUCGUGCGCUACUUUUGACCUUCUUGUGUCGGAUUGACUGACAACUUGCAUCGUUUACUUUGUCUGUAAGAAAUGACUGGCAAUCAUGGCUGGUCAUGUGACCGACAUGGCUGGUCAUGUGACCGACAUGGCUGGUCAUGUGACCUCCAACAAUAUUGUAAUAAUCAAUCAAUGAUAUAUUCUGUAAAAACACAUUGGCAGACUGUCAUGUGCAUGCCAGAGCAGCAGGUGGCAGUAACACUUUAUUACAACAGUAUGAGUAGUUUUCUUUUUUAACGUUCCUUUUGUUCCGAUGCUUCCUCCUUCGCUAUCUAUGAAGUGAACAUUUCCUAACUUGUCAUUUUCCGAACCGCUAAAACGCCACAUUCACACAUUCUACGCUAUUCUGGUUCCGAUGCGUUAACACGUUUGUUAUUGUGGCUACCAUACGUAAACACGUUUACUCUUUUGGUUACGAUACGUUAACACGUUUGCGAUUCAGGUUCCGAUGUGUGAACACGUUUGCGAUUGUGGUUCCGAUGUAUUAACACGUUUGCGAUUCGGGUUCUGAUGCGUGAACACGUUUGCGAUUCUGGUUCCGAUGCGUUAACACGUUUGCUAUUCUGGUUCUGAUACGUUCACAUGCUCCCUAUUCAGGUUCCGAUGCGUUACAACACUCCCUAUUCUCAUUCCGAUGCGUUAACACGUUUACUAUUGUGGUUCCGAUGCGUUAACACUUUUGCUAUUCUGGUUCCGAUGCAUUAACACGUUUAUUAUUGUGGCUACGAGACGUUAACAAGUUUGAUAUUCUGGUUCUGAAGCGUUAACACAUUGCCGAUUCUGGUUCCAAUGGCUAUUUUGGUUCAGAUGCGUUAACACGUUUGCGAUUCUGGUUCCGAUGCGUUAACACGUUUGUUUUUGUGGCUACGAUACGUUAACACGUUUACUCUUUUGGUUACGAUACGUUAACACGUUUGCUAUUCUGGUUCCGAUGUGUUAACACGUUUGCGAUUGUGGUUCCAAUGCGUAAACAUGUUUGCGAUUCAGGUUCCGAUGCGUUAACAGUUUUGCUAUUCUGGUUCCGAUGCAUUAACACGUUUAUUAUUGUGGCUACGAGACGUAAACAAGUUUGAUAUUCUGGUUCUGAAGCGUUAACACAUUGCCGAUUCUGGUUCCAAUGGCUAUUUUGGUUCAGAUGCGUUAACACGUUUGCGAUUCUGGUUCCGAUGCGUUAACACGUUUGUUUUUGUGGCUACGAUACGUUAACACGUUUACUCUUUUGGUUACGAUACGUUAACACGUUUGCUAUUCUGGUUCCGAUGUGUUAACACGUUUGCGAUUGUGGUUCCAAUGCGUAAACAUGUUUGCGAUUCAGGUUCCGAUGUGUGAACACGUUUGCGAUUCUGGUUCAGAUGUAUUAACACGUUUGCGAUUGUGGUUCUGAUGUAUUAACACGUUUGCGAUUCUGGUUCCGAUGUAUUAACACGUUUGCGAUUCGGGUUCCGAUGCGUGAACACGCUCCCUAUUCUGGUUCUGAUACGUUAACACGUUUGCUAUUCUGGUUCUGAUGCAUGAACACGUUUGCAAUUCUGAUUCCGAUGCGUUAACACAUUUGCUAUUCUGGUUCUUAUACGUUCACACGCUCCCUAUUCUGUUUCUGAUGCGUUAACACGUUUGCUAUUCUGAUUCCGAUGCCUGAACACGUUUGCAAUUCUGAUUCCGAUGCGUUAACACGUUUGCUAUUCUGAUUCUGAUCCGUCAACACGCUCCCUAUUCUGAUUCCGAUGCGUUAACACACUCCAUAUUGUGAUUCCGAUACGUUAACACGUUUGCUAUUCUGGUUCCCAUGCGUUAACACGUUUACUAUUUUGGUCACGAUGCGUUAACAGUUUUGCUAUUCUGGUUCCGAUGCGUUAACACGCUCCCUAUUCUGGUUCCGAUGCGUUAACACGUUUGCUAUUCUGGUUCCGAUGAUGUGAACACAUUUGCGAUUCUGGUUCCGAUGCGUGAACACGUUUGCGAUUCUGGUUCCGAUGCGUUAAUACGUUUGUUAUUCUGAUUCCGAUGCGUUAACACGCUCCCUAUUCUGGUUCCGAUGCAUUAACGCGCUCCCUAUUCUGGUUCCGAUGCCUGAACACUUUUGGUAUUCUGGUUCCGAUGCGUUAACACGUUUGCGAUUCUGGUUCCGAUGCGUUAACACGUUUGCGAUUCUGGUUCCGAUGCGUUAACACGUUUGCUAUUCUGCUUCCGAUCCGUUAACACGUUAACUAUUCUGGUUCUGAUGCCUUAACACGUUAACUAUUCUGGUUCCGAUGCGUUAACACGUUAACUAUUCUGGUUCCGAUGUGUUGUUAACACGUUAACUAUUCUGGUUACGAUACGUUAACACGCUCCCUAUUCUGGUUCCGAUGCGUUAACACGUUUGCUAUUCUGAUUCCGAUGCCUGAACACGUUUGCAAUUCUGAUUCCGAUGCGUUAACACGUUUGCUAUUCUGAUUCUGAUCCGUCAACACGCUCCCUAUUCUGAUUCCGAUGCGUUUACACACUCCAUAUUGUGAUUCCGAUACGUUAACACGUUUGCUAUUCUGGUUCCCAUGCGUUAACACGUUAACUAUUCUGGUUCCGAUGUGUUGUUAACACGUUAACUAUUCUGGUUACGAUACGUUAACACGCUCCCUAUUCUGGUUCCGAUGCGUUAACAAACGUACAAUUGCCAUAGCAGAGGAUUCACAAUAGACUUGAUUUUUACCAAAUUAAAAAACCUCUAAUCUGAGGGAAAAAAUUAAACCUUGAUUGUGUUCAGACUAAAUGCAUUUCCUGUUUCACUUAAAUCUUGAUAUUAACUGAAACGUGGUUUACACCAAACAGUAGUUCGGUUUUCUUUGGUACAGCGCGUCUUUUUGGCAUUUCCACUAAAAAGACCAAAAAAGUCUAGUAUAUUCAUAAAAAAUGACAUCAUAGAAAGUGAUUGGUGUUUGGUUUCAGCAAAGUUAUUCAUAAUUUCACCGCGAACCGUCGCACUGUUUUCUGUCAGUAGGGGGCAGCAUAUCACCUGAAGGUGCCGCCCUCUACCCUCUCAUGGUUGCCUCUUGAGGCACAAAGCAGUAUUGCAAGUCACGUGUUUGUUUCUAUGUCCUGUUUUUUGUUUUGUUUUCUUCAAAUAAGAAAAACUUUACUUCCCCUCAGGAUUUAAGUGUAGUGUGUGCAGUUUCCUUGGUUAAACUUGAUUUCUGAGCACUUGUUUUCUAAGCACUUCCAAGUUUAUUUGCGUGACGUUUUCUCUUUUUUUGUCCUCAUCAGCGUCUCGCAGGCUGUCCUAAUCGUCCUGAAAUCCAAUUGAUGUUAAUAAGUUGCAAGAAUGUUAAUAGCAAAGAUGAAUAUUCAACAUAUAUGGAGAGAACAAAUACAAGAGCUAUUUUAAAUUAUUUUAGCCUUUUUAUUUUUUGCUCUAUUUAUUUUCCUGUAUUAGAAUCUUCUUUGUAGGAGACAACUUUGUAAAGAAAGUGUAUUUUUCAUUCAUAGUGCGAAAAAAAAAAAGAAGCUAUUUUCUUCCUUUUUGUACAAUUUCCACGUUUUGAAGGCAGACUUUGAAAGCAAUAUGAUGUCCGUCUUGUGACGUAUCUGCAUGCUUUGUGUUGCCUUAACCACCGCAGCGCUCCACUUUUGACCCCGCCCACCCUUCCUCAAGCCCCACCUCUUCCGGUGGCAUCCCGCCUGCUCGGGUCCAUUGGCGUCAAUAAAGCGAUGCUUUGUGUGUCUCGGCUGCCUGUUGUCUUGUCACCUUCUUCCCAGUGGUGGGCCUUCUCUGCUAACCACAAAUCAUAAUUAAAGAUAACAGUCAUUUUU